AUGUCGAACGAAAACUGCCAAUUCCACCAACACGGAAACUUUAUCCAUGUGUUAGUCAAGGGCCGGAAUGUGAAGGAAGAUGACUUGGAUGUUCAGAUUCAAAGACGUCGACUAACUGUGGUCAUUCGGGGAGAAACCAUGGUCGAGGGGCUGCUUCAUGCUUCCGUUGACGUUGGCAAUAGCCGAGUCAAGGUGCAUCCGGACUGUGUGGAAAUCAAGUUGAGAAAGGGCGUGGCCGAUGAAGUGUGGCCAGAGCUAAUGUUGGGUGUCCCCGAUAUGAUGACUUCCCUCCAACAAGCUCAAGCGGCUACCCGUGUUUCUCCCGAGCCUUCGCCGUCGCGACCCAAGCCCAUUGCGGACCUGCAUUCUUCCUUCAACAUGUCCAUCUCCAACAUGUUCCAAAACGUUGCCUAA
Messenger RNA from Seminavis robusta, 414 nucleotides. Lineage: Eukaryota; Bacillariophyta; Bacillariophyceae; Naviculales; Naviculaceae. The record is from the annotation of a GenBank genome assembly.